Molecule: messenger RNA, 1785 nt
Organism: Paramecium sonneborni
Lineage: Eukaryota; Ciliophora; Oligohymenophorea; Peniculida; Parameciidae
Source: the annotation of a GenBank genome assembly
AUGGAACUUAAUGAUAAAACUAUUGAAUAUUUACAAGAAGUAUAAAAUGUUUCUAUUCAAAAUGACAAAUCUGUCAUUAUUACAAAUAAUAACACAGUAUAAUUUUACAAGAUGAAAAAACUCUAAUGGGAAUGUAAAUUUACAGAUUUAAUCCCAAUUGAUUACAUUGAUACUUGUGCAUUGUCUAAAUCUAUUAUUCUACACAUUCAUAGCAGUAUCAUUUUUUUAUCUGAAGAUAAGUAGAUUGAAGAAAUAAUCUAAUUAGAAUAAGAAGUGCAUUCUGUUUAUGCAUUAAAUGAUUUUAAUGUUAUUGGACUCUUUUAUAUAGUCAAUAAUCAAUUCUCCAUAUUCAAUACAAAACUUAUCUAAAGUUAUGAUUACUUCUCUUAAUAAUGCAUACAAUUUGAUAUUAGUAUUAGUUUUCAACCUUAUCGUUUAAGUUGUUUCUAAGAUGAUCAAGCACUUCAUUUUCUCUUAAUAAGAAAUUUAGAACAUGUAAAACAUUAUUAUAAGCAAAUCCAAUGUGUAGAUGUUGUCACUAUCAAUAGAUGUAAAAACAGAUUACUCAUCUUAACAAAAUAGUAAGUAUUAUCAAUAUACAUAUCAGAAAUUGAAAAUACCACAUCUGAAGAAUAGUAUCUCAAUGCUCUACAAUUAAAAUUAAUGAAUUACUGUAGUUCAAUCUUUGAUGGACAGUUUUAUUUUAGUAAUGAUUCAUAUUUAUUCAGUUUCUGUAAUGAUGAAGUCAAAUAUUAUAAAUUACUGUAAAAUCAAAAGAAUUAAAUUACUAAAAUCAAAUUCUAAGAAAAAAUUAUCUAUUAUGAAUAUGUGAAUAAUCAAUUAGUUAUUUAUUCUUAACAAUAAUCUAAAUGCUAUUUAACUAUCUAUAAUUAACAAUUUGAAAUCAUUAACAGAUAUGAAUUUAAUAAAUUCCAUGAAGCCAUUAAAUAUUGCCCAUAUUAUGUUGGGAUUAUCAUCUAUGAAUAAAAAGUUCAAUAUCAAGACAAAGCACCAAAUAAUAAUUAUGUUUUGUAAACUGAUAUGCAACAAAAAACAUUUCUUUAAUUGAUAGAUUUUCGUACUUAAACUUACUAAAACAAUAAUCAAACCAAUAAUGAAUAACCUACUAUAUAGAGUUAUUUACUUUAUGGUAAAAGUAAAAAUAAGAUUAGUUGUGGUUUUAUGUUAGAUUAUGCUAUUGUAAAUAUAUAAAAUAUAUGGAAUAAUCGAUUUAUAAUCACAAGUACAUAUAAAUUGAAAAUUAUUGAGAUAUAUAAUAAUACUAACUAUGAAAUGUAACAUAUCUUUGAGUUUAGUAUAUUAAAUUAAUAAUUAAUAACAUUUAGAAAUAGUUUACCAUUAGAAGAUCUGGAGAGAAUUAAUUUUUUAAAAUAGACAGACUAAAGAAUAUUAUUUACUCAUUUUGGAUAAUAAAUUAAGGGAGAAUCAAAAAUGAAUGGUAUUAUACAUAGUUUUUAUGGAAUUAAAUGGGUUAGCAUAAACAAAGACAAUGUUAAUAUCAUUUAGUUGCAGUAAAAGCAAGAGAUAAAUAAAAUAUAGAAGGUACUUUAGGAAGGCAGUAAUUAUUUUUAUAUUUUAUCAAAUGAUGAAGAGAUUUAUAAAAUUACACCAAAUGAAGUUAAAUUAAUUUAUGUUUCUGGAUCAAAAUUAUUAUCUUAUGUUAGUAAUAACAAUAAUGAGUCAAUAAUUUUAAAGGUUAAUAAUGAGUUGUUAGUAACUGAAUUGGAGAAUGCUUAGAAAAUUAAGUAUAAUUUGAUUUUAUGA